This is a messenger RNA of Anopheles funestus (African malaria mosquito), 2861 nucleotides long. RefSeq lists its product as uncharacterized. The coding region runs from base 402 to 2438 and encodes 678 amino acids. The record is from RefSeq and is a predicted model, not a curated record. The transcript is spliced from 8 exons. NCBI's taxonomy places the organism in Eukaryota, Metazoa, Arthropoda, Insecta, Diptera, Culicidae.
GCACCGAUCGUCAGUUUGAGUCGGUGCGUACAUUCAAGCGGUCGUCGCGGCAAAGUGCUGUUCAAGUUUCGCGUCCGUUUGCAGUUGUUUUGGAGUGUGUUUUUUCCGUUUCCCCUAUUUUCGCCUAAACAUCUCCCGAAAAUCCCGAAAAAGGUAAUGCAAAAGGUGAACAAGUGUACGAGCGAGCGGUGGUCAGAGCAGAAGGCCGCAGUGUAAAGAACCGUGUAUAAAGGCGCAGUAUGUGAGAUUGAUAGGGUUGAGUGCAUGGGAGACAAGAAAAAAAAAUACAUAAAAUCAGGAUGGAUGGUGGACGGAAUUUAUAAUGUGCGCCAAAAGUUUAAUCUAGCUCCACAUUCCGGCCUUGUUUCAACAACAAAACGUGACGCGUUUUGGCAGAAAAUAUGACGACCAGGGAGCAACGACGGGAAGAAUAUUCGUCCUCGGUACGAGUCAUGUCGCCAUCUCGUUCGCUUACGCCCACAACUCACGGUCAUCAGUUCGAUAAUAGAUUGGAUAAUCUUCUGGAGGACCUGCAGGCAAGUGUUUCCCGUCCGGGAAGCGCACUAGGUCAACCCAUCACCAAUUACUCGUCGUCGCGCGAUGUGCAGUAUUUGCAGCCGUCCAAUGUCACGACGGUUGCCCGCGAGCGAUCUGUCAGUCCCUCCAUCACCACGAACGAACGGAAGGUGUACAAGACGGCCAAGUACGAGUACAAAUCGAGCGGUGGCAGCACACUCCCGGCAGGACGGACGGAUCAGUCUGUUAGUGAGGUGUACCAGCGCAACAUUAAUCAGCUCGACACGCUGCUGAAUGAUCUUGAACGUGAGCGCGACUCAUCGCUCGAUCGCAGUAACAGACAUUUAAACCGUGAUGGUAUCGAUUCUGGAUUACAUGAACCCGGUACGAAGAUCAUCAAGACUACUACCACGUACAGCAGUGCCGGUGGCAAGCAGCAGCCGGUAAACCGAGAGCUGGUGUUCGAUUCACCGAACAGCUACGAGGUACGUCAGUCACGUUCGCGCCAUCGUAGCCCACCGUACGAGAACCAUUCGUCGACGACGGUAAAGAAUGUAUCGUACGGUUCGGACAGCUCCGGCAUCUACGGUGGCAUUAACCGGUCGGCUACACCGCAGCGCUCCAUGACACCGGCACGGUCGGAGGAGUACUACACCGAGACACGUACGAUAUCGCCGAGUUCGGAUUUGGUGCCCCGCAAUGUGCGCUACAAUGAAACCGUACACGUCGAUGACGCGGCCAACGUGCUACACAGUAUUCCCUUGUCGGACGACAUCUUGCCCCGUCCGAACACGAAAGUCACCACGACGGUGCGUACGUACACGUACGAGUUGCCACCGGAUAGUACACCUGGCACACUGAACCAAACCAUCUCGUACACCAAUCAGGCAGUGAAUCAGACCACCAACACACUGCCAGCUCCGGUACCAUAUUCGGAUCAUCCGGUGCAGCAUGUGAACCCAGGCACCAAGACGGUGCUGGUGAAGAAUGAAACCUUCAACACGACCAACAACGUACAGGAGUACCCGGUGUCGACGAUACUCAACCAUCCGCUACCACCGAACACGGCCAAAACCAUCUACUACAAGAAGGACACGAAGCAUUCGACCACGAACUACUAUCCGGAUCAACCGGUUGAACCGGGCUAUCCGGGUAAUUUCCGUGCGAUUGAGGCACCUCCAACGACCGGUGGUCCAGAUGGGCAACCCAUGAAGUACACGGUACAGGAACCGGGAUAUCCGCCCGGUAAUAAUACCACGUACGUGUACCGUGAAGAGCGCACAAACACCAACAAUCGGUACGGAUCGCCUGUCCCCGUUGCGGACAAUCUGUAUCCACAGCCGGGCGGUCCUGGAGGUGUUCCACCACCGACAACGGUGACGUACAAGUACAGCUCAACCACUACUAAUGCGACCCGCAAUCUGUAUCCACCACCGGCGGAACGGGAACCAUUGCUGCAACCGUUCCCAACGGACGGGAUCGAUCGGAAUGACAUCGAUGGCAAUCCUCCACGGCGGCUGGAUGAUCUGAUGGCCACAUUUGGCGAGGAUGGCCAAAUUAUUUACCAGUCGAAAGUCACAUCACAAACCGACAAUGGUACCGGACCGAGGCGAGCAUCACCCGAAAAGAAUGGAACGGGACCGAAACCAAUUGAUGAUACCGUGGAUCAGAAGACAGCUCCAAAUCAGCUGUCAUCGAAAAAUAUUGCCGGCCCACCAGUAUACUAUCCGCCCGGGCAUGAGAUGUUUGCCAAGAAGGAGAUGGAAGCGAGCGGAUGGAGAUCACAGGGCGAAUAUGCGAAGGCUAGCGGGAUGUAUAAAUACGAGGCGGAGAGUAAAUCGAAAAGCUCCAGCAAAUCUGGUGCCGCCGUCGUACCCGUCUGUUUGCCACUGUGUUGUGCGAUGCCCUGCUCUAUCAUGUAGUCCCCGACAGCAGAGCAGCGUUUCUUUAUGUUUUAACCUACAAACUGGAAUAACAAUCAUCUGCGUGUGAGUGUCUGUAUACGAAUGGGAGAAGGACAACGCGCACCAGCAACAAUGUGCCAAUUAACGAUAUUAUAUUUGUCUGUUAUGCUACGUCGCGGCAAUGACUAUUACUACACCGUUUAUACACCUCCUUACUGUUUUUUUACUCUAGAAAACUAAUAAAGCGAAAAACCAAUUUACAAAACUCAACACAAGAGAAUAAUUUAACUAAAACCUAUUUAAAAAAAAUCGUUUUCUAGAAAUGAAAUUGCUAUCCUUUAUGUGAAACGAUAUUGCUAACUAAAUUACAUAAAUAAAUGCGCCUAGAGGUAGGCAAGUUUUACAAAUAUUAUCGCUGUAUGAAGCGAUCGUACAAACAUG